AUGGUGCAGCACCAUAAGCAACCAGCGGCAAAACUACAUGCGGCUUGCGAUGAGUGCCGGACACGAAAGUUGAAAUGCUCUGGCCACACUCCAAGAUGUGUUCGUUGCGAGAGAGAAAAGAUUGAUUGUGCUUAUUCGCCGCAGAAGCAGAUGGGUCGCCCCAGGAAACGAAUGAGAGAGGACGAACCGGACGAAAUAACGGGAUUACUUGCGGUAGUGCAAGACGACUUCACCAACGUCUGGAACGACUUCUCUGGUGUUCCAAAUUUGCUAGAUCUUGACAAUCUGACUUCUCCCUCACUUUUGCAAGACGUGCAAUCAUCAGAUGGGUCGGCAGGAUGCGGAAUCGUGACGCCACAGCACUAUGACUUUACCUUUCAAGAUCCGUCUGGAACGACAAUUGGGUCUGAUAACAUGUAUAAUCUGGACCCGCCCCUCGACCCAGCACUAUGGAAUUUACAACCUGACCUUCCACCUGACAUCCAGCCAACUAGUCUUCCCGAACCAGUCCCCGAUCAAUCAGAUCCAGAGCAGUGCUCGUGUCUUACGACGACAUGGUUGACUCUCACCGAGCUACAAGCUGUCGUUACCUUUCAAUUUCCCCAGGUUAUCAUACCCUUACGAAAAGCGAUGUCAGCGCUCUCGGAUCUAAUACAUUGUAAACAAUGUCCAAAGGAAUCAUAUUCCGCAAUCCAGAAUGUACAGUCAAUAGUGUCUGUGAUGAAAGCAAUAGUGGAACGCUUCAACAAAGUGUUGAAUGAGGUCAAUCGCGAGGCCGCGCGUAUGGAAGAGACUGGUCAGAAAAAACCAUUUCGGAUCGGAGAUAACAGCCAGGCUUUGCAACAUCUCCAUACCGGGACCCUUGACUGCCCGAUGGGGUUCAACAUUGAGAUUGAGGCAAAGGAUUGGAGGAGACUUGUCAAGACUGCGCUCAAGACGGAAAUUUACGGUGGAGGUAGCAAUCCACGACCACUGUUGGACUUGGUGAAGGAGAGCGAAGCGAGGCAAGAAACUUGGCAUAACGGGAAGCAUUCUUGGAGCGAUGAGAUGAGGCAGCUACAUGCUGGAAGACCUGAAUGCGAUAGUUCGACAAGCUGCGAGGCGUUGGGAGCGCAGCACAUACGGAGAGUUAUCAAUAACCUGAAUUGGGGUUGA
This is a messenger RNA of Alternaria rosae, 1155 nucleotides long. RefSeq lists its product as uncharacterized. The transcript has 3 exons. Gene Ontology annotation, biological process: positive regulation of transcription by RNA polymerase II. Gene Ontology annotation, molecular function: zinc ion binding; sequence-specific DNA binding; DNA-binding transcription factor activity, RNA polymerase II-specific. NCBI's taxonomy places the organism in Eukaryota, Fungi, Ascomycota, Dothideomycetes, Pleosporales, Pleosporaceae. The record is from RefSeq and is a predicted model, not a curated record. Bases 1 to 1155 code for a protein of 384 amino acids. Gene Ontology annotation, cellular component: nucleus.